Messenger RNA from Pyricularia pennisetigena, 1332 nucleotides. RefSeq lists its product as uncharacterized. Gene Ontology annotation, cellular component: phagophore assembly site membrane; extrinsic component of membrane; cytosol. The transcript is spliced from 2 exons. Lineage: Eukaryota; Fungi; Ascomycota; Sordariomycetes; Magnaporthales; Pyriculariaceae. The record is from RefSeq and is a predicted model, not a curated record. Gene Ontology annotation, biological process: autophagy of mitochondrion; nucleophagy; protein localization to phagophore assembly site. Gene Ontology annotation, molecular function: protein binding; phosphatidylinositol-3-phosphate binding; phosphatidylinositol-3,5-bisphosphate binding. Bases 1 to 1332 code for a protein of 443 amino acids.
AUGAAUACUCGGCCAGCCAUUGAAGGUCCCCCUACCCGGACGACCUUGUCGGCUUCCUUCAAUAGUGACUCGACCUGUUUUGUGGUUGGAUUAACGUACGGAUAUGCAGUCUUUAUGAGCAGGGACUGUGUUAUGAGAACAACCUCUGAUUUGAGGUCUGGGGUCGGAAUCGCCAGCAUGAGGGGUGUUAGCAAUGUGAUUGGACUUGUUGGCGGAGGGCAGCCUGCUAGAUGGGCCCCCAACAAACUCAUACUCUGGAACGUACAAGCAAAUAAGGUCUACCUGGAGAUCAGCACCUUACUGCCAAUCCGCGGCGUUCAGAUGUCAAUGGAACGGACAAUAGUCGUACUGAAGAACAGCGUACGCGUCUACAAGUUUGACAAAAAGCCCGACCUCAUAACAUCCUAUGAGACAGCCGACAACAUUCUGGGCCUUGCUGAACUGUCGGUAUCGGGGGAUAUGCUAGCCUUUCCUGGAAGGACACCGGGGCAGGUGCAGCUUGUCAAUUUUGCCACUGAUACUGUCCGCAUCAUUCCUGCACAUUCAUCCACCCUUGCAGCCAUCCGGUUCAGUCCAGAUGGAAGAUUAGUGGCUACAGCAAGUGAGAAGGGAACACUCAUUCGUGUAUUUUCCACUGCUACAGGCGGACGCGUGAUCGAGUUGCGGAGAGGUUUGGAUCCUGCAAAGGUGUUUUCACUGCGCUUCAAUCCGGCGGGAACCAUGUUGGCUUGCACCUCGGAUAAGGGCACACUUCACUUAUACGACAUUCCGGCAUCCAAGAGCGGCACCGACAACAACUUUGGUGUUUCCAGUGCGCAAACUGCGGUUAACACUCCAGGAGUGGGGUUCUCAGAUAGUGAUGUUAUCGUCAAGUCGCCGACGACAAAAGUGGGAAACGCGGCAAAUGGCGAGAGUUCCAGCACAAGCAACUCGUCUACAAGGUGGGGUAUUCUCGGCCAACUACCCCUGAUGCCCCGUUACUUUCGAGACGUCACAUCCUUUGCGCAAAUCACUUUCGCAUCCGUGGAUGAUUCGCCCAUGCCGACUACGUCUGCCACCAGCCCAGUCAGCAACACAGAGGACCUCGUUGGUGUCUCCAGAAGAAUUGGCAGUUCUCGGAAUGGGCAGCCGUUGUCCUCCAGCAAAGACAAUGACUAUUCCAUAAACAUCAAACCCAACAAAGGCGAGAUUGGCUGGCCAACGGAGGAUGAAAUAAUCGUCAUUGGAGCAGGUCACGACGCACGCUGGGAGAGGUUCCAGCUGGUUCAAGAACAGACGGGAGAAAGGAAUCUUGUUAGGUCCGGAUGGAAAAGAUUUAUGACGCAGAUAUAA